This is a messenger RNA of Heterobasidion irregulare TC 32-1, 1394 nucleotides long. RefSeq lists its product as uncharacterized. Lineage: Eukaryota; Fungi; Basidiomycota; Agaricomycetes; Russulales; Bondarzewiaceae. The record is from RefSeq and is a predicted model, not a curated record. The transcript is spliced from 15 exons. Bases 120 to 1115 code for a protein of 331 amino acids.
GUUUCCCUCCUACUUAUCAAUAUCCACCGAUAGUUCCAGCUCUCGGCUUGGAUCCCUCCUCGCGACGACGCAUCUAGUUGUAUUGGGUACCUCCGUUUCUUAGCAGUGCUUGCUUCGACAUGGUGGACUGGACGGGCACGCCAGAACUCGCGCUCGAUGCAGAAGUCUACAUGAAGGUCAAUGUCUCGUUCUUUGGUUUGUAUCUAUGGGAGCUCUUCCAGACCUGCGAUUUCGAGUGGUCCCUCGUCACCCGUCGCCGCAAAUUCCAGUGGCCUCUAGUUUUCUUCUUCCUAUGUCGCUAUUGCCUGCUGUGGUCCUUGAUCGGGGUCAUAGUAUCGUUCUCAGUCAGGACAUCGAUUAAUUGCUCAGCUUUGUACACCUUCAAUUCGGUCGUUGGGCAUCUCGCCAUUAUCGGAGCGUCGACGACUUUGAUGAUCAGAACAUGGAAUUUGUGGCAGCGUAAAUGGGCCGUUGUCAUUCCUCUCAGUGUGUUGGCCGUCGUUCACUGGGCCUUGCUCUGGCGCGGCAUGUUCCUUUUCACCGCCACUUGGGAGCCAGCGUCUGCCACCUGUGUCGUGACCGCUGCAGAUGCCCGAUUUCUACAAGUGACAUUCUUUUACACGAUGGGCUUUGACUUUAUUCUUCUCUGCGUGGGAGGCUUCAAGAUGUUUUGGGACUCGAACGAUCGUGCUCUCAACACCUGGAACCUCUUGUUCAAAGACGGCCUUGUUUUCUUCGUGGUCGCGUUUGCAGCCAACAUCCUGCCCGCGGUCUUCAACAUUCUGAAUCUGAAUCCAAUUAUGAACGUCAUCUCGGCAGUACCCGCUGGAACCCUCUCGGCGGUCGCCGCAUGCCGCACCGUCAUUCAGCUACAGGAUCCUAAUGACAGCGACGCCUAUACACACCAGGCUGCGGUCAUCGGUGGAAUGAACCCUCUCUCCAGCCGACACGGUCAACACCAGUCGGUAUUCACCCCCGAGGUACGCGUCAAGACCGAACAGAUCGUGAUGGACGACUUUGGCACAUCGGCUCCAGGAGGCCCCUACGAGAGCCGUCGAUCCCUCGAGUCCGGCAAGAGCUCGCAUCUUGAUCCAAUGAAGGGCAGAGCUCUUUAAGAUCGGGUCCUUUCGACCCAAACGCAAAUAAAACGAGAGAGAAUGAGUGUUACUUGGUUGACAUUUUUUAAGUUUUGAUUCUUCACCUCCUCUCCUGCGGGCUCUCCCGCAUGGCGCUCGCCCUCGAUUAUGAUAUUGAUACCAUUGCUGUACAUCCGUUUUCACAUUCUUUUUCCCCGACACUACUUAAUAGUAGCUUACUGGCUUGCCAAAAUGUAGGUUUCUAGCCAAGGCCGUAGCAAUGGCAUUCGCGGACCUAGUGUCCUUUUUCGAAUGUUC